Messenger RNA from Cylindrotheca closterium, 630 nucleotides. NCBI's taxonomy places the organism in Eukaryota, Bacillariophyta, Bacillariophyceae, Bacillariales, Bacillariaceae. The record is from the annotation of a GenBank genome assembly.
AUGAAUCAGUCACAGCCCACCAUGACAAUCAUACGCAAGAGAGGAGUAACCAUCAACCCAACUGUCAAAGCUGUAGAGGUCUUGAGCAUCUACGAUUAUACCCCUAGCGAGAUAGCAGCUGCUUGGUAUGACGAAGACGACAUGCAAAAAAUCACACAACGGUGCUUCAAAGUACUGCAAAGAAUGGAAGAAUGUGGAGGAACCAAGAACGGCCAAAAGUAUUGCACUCGAGGUCUGGAAGGUCACACCACGCUGGGGUCCAUUAGUAAAAAGAAAACAAGAACAGCUGCGUUCGCAGCAGUGCUAAAUGAGCAAGCAAGGCAAUGGAACGAGAAUGAACAAGUCAACAUUCAAGCCAUUUCUUAUGCAUACAGAAAAACUAGCUCAAGCAGCCAAAUGUGGGCUCAAGUCAUUGGCAACCAAGACCGACAGGCCGCAGAUGCUUAUCUCUACGCCGAUGAAGAAGAGGACGAAGAGGUUGAUGCGACUAGACCCAUGAGAACUACAACUACAAGAACCACAGUUUCAAUUUCUGCUCUAAAGAGUCCCGUCAGCCAAAAAAGAAUACGGAAAGUGGAAAGCGCAGCUCGCCAGAAAGGAAUCAAGCAGAAAAGUGCGAGGGCAGCAUGA